Messenger RNA from Mollisia scopiformis, 3326 nucleotides. Its product is annotated as glycoside hydrolase family 35 protein. The record is from RefSeq and is a predicted model, not a curated record. The transcript is spliced from 8 exons. Gene Ontology annotation, cellular component: vacuole. Gene Ontology annotation, biological process: carbohydrate metabolic process. Gene Ontology annotation, molecular function: beta-galactosidase activity. Bases 255 to 3287 code for a protein of 1010 amino acids. Lineage: Eukaryota; Fungi; Ascomycota; Leotiomycetes; Helotiales; Mollisiaceae.
UGUCGUACCUGAACGAACUUCCUGUCAAGGCAAGGAUUGUCGUGAGCUCCUCAUAUUUUCUUCAAGUGUCGGACAUGAGCCCCAUAUUUCUCUUUUCCCUCUAUGGUGUGUCUUUCAAGAGGGGUAUUCUACCUAGGAAGCUGUAUAUAGCCGCAAUGGCCGUAGGGCAGAUGUCAUAUAUAAUGGAGCUCCCCUGCAUAUUUUAUCUCUCCAGGUUGUGAUUCAGCAAAAAGCUCCAACACCAUCCAUCCAAGAUGAGGCUUCUACGUGCUGUCACGGCUGCAGCUCUUGCCGCACACGCUGCAGCUCUAGCCAUUGGGGGGAAGCAGAUGCACGUUGAGAGAGAAAGUGAUGGACUUCAGAAUAUCGUGACCUACGAUGAGCACUCACUUAUGAUCUAUGGGGAGCGUGUCUUUGUCUUCAGUGGAGAAUUUCAUCCAUACAGACUACCCGUCCCAGAUCUAUGGCUUGACGUAUUUCAGAAAGUCAAAGCACUUGGCUUCAAUGUCGUAUCUUUUUACGUUCACUGGGCUUUGGUAGAAGGUGAACCAGGGACAUAUCUUGCCAACGAUGUUUUUGCUUUCGAGCCUUUCUUCGCUGCAGCACAGCAAGCAGGAAUUUAUCUCAUUGCUCGUCCUGGGCCAUACAUCAACGCGGAAUCAAGCGGUGGAGGUUUUCCUGGUUGGCUACAGAGGGUCAAAGGACAACUCCGAACCCGAGCUCCUGACUAUCUCGCUGCUACGGACAAUUACGUCGCAAAUAUUGGUGCCUCCAUAGCUAAAGCACAGAUCACGAAUGGUGGCCCUGUGAUUCUCGUUCAACCAGAAAACGAGUACACGGGAAGUUCUGGACCCGUUGACGGAGGCUUCCCAGACCCGGUCUACUUUGCAUAUGUGAAGAAACAACUGCGAGAUGCUGGGAUUGUUGUUCCAUUUAUUAGCAAUGAUGCCUCUCCAACGGGUCUAUUCGCGCCUGGAGAUGUAGUCAAUGGUACUACUGAAGGCGACGUCAAUAUCUAUGGCCAUGAUUCGUACCCUCUGGGCUUCGAUUGUGCGAAUCCAUAUACGUGGCCUGCUGGCGAUCUUCCCACGUAUUUCCACGCCACACAUGAGGAGCAAAGUCCUUCAACCUUCUAUUCUUUGGAUGAGUUCCAGGGUGGCUCUUUCGAUCCAUGGGGAGGCCUUGGCUUCGCCCAGUGCUCUGUUCUUCUCAACAUGGAAUUCGAGCGUGUCUUCUACAAAAAUGACUUUGCGUCAGGAGCAGCUCUGUUGAACUUGUACAUGAUUUUUGGUGGUACCAAUUGGGGAAACCUUGGACAUCCUGGUGGAUACACAUCUUACGACUAUGGUGCCUCCAUUACUGAAAAUCGUGAACUGUAUAGAGAGAAGUAUAGUGAGGUUAAGUUGGAGGCAAAUUUCCUUAAGGUGUCGCCCGCAUAUCUCACAACUUCCGUUGGUAUAGCCAGCACGAGUGCAUACACCGAUAAUACCAGCAUCUUUACAACUCCAUUAUUCGGCAAUGGAACCGCAACAAACUUCUAUGUCGUGAGACAUUCGGAUUAUCAAACGGAAGUUGCAGCAUCUUAUAAAUUUAAUGUCGCUACAAGCCAAGGAACGGUUUCCAUUCCCCAAUUGGGCGGCAGUCUGACACUGAGCGGCAGAGACUCGAAAUGGCAUGUCACCGAUUACGAUCUGGGUGGAACUACCCUCUUAUACUCCUCGGCAGAGAUAUUCACUUGGAAGAAAUUCGACAACAAGACAGCUCUUGUCGUAUACGGUGGUCCAGGAGAGCAACACGAACUCGCAGUGGUCUCAAGCAGCUCAGCACAGACAUUAGAAGGAGAUGGAGUUACUACCAAGGCCAUGAACGGGACUGCAAUCCUCAACUGGCAGACUUCUUCAACUCGACGAGUUGUUCAAGUCGGUAGCCUCUUCGUUUAUAUUUUGGAUCGAAAUUCGGCCUACAACUACUGGGUGCCGGACUUUGUUCGCAGCGAUGAGUGGGGCGCAUAUACUUCUAACAUCGGCAACACAACUUCUGUUAUCGUUGAGGCAGGAUAUCUUGUUCGUUCCGUCUAUAUUGAGGGUACAGCACUCCACAUUGAUGGAGAUCUCAAUGCCACUGUCCCAAUUAAAGUCAUCGGAGCACCUGCUAGCACUAAGGAUCUUCAUUUCAACAGCCUGAAGUUGAGCUUCACUACAGACCCAGUCACGGGAGAGUGGUCUUCAACUCUCCCUUACACGGCUCCACAGAUAACCUUGCCUGACUUGUCCACGCUCGACUGGAAAUAUGUCGAUAACUUGCCAGAGAUAUCUUCUUCCUAUGACGAUUCUGCCUGGACGAGCGCUGAUCACACAACCUCCAACAACACCGUUUUCAAGCUGCAGACUCCAACUUCUCUGUUCAGCAGUGACUAUGGCUACCACACAGGGGUGCUUCUGUAUCGCGGCCACUUCACCGCAAAUGGCCAGGAGACGACCUUACAAAUUGAAACUCAAGGAGGCAGUGCAUUCGGGUCUUCGGUGUGGCUAAACUCGACCUAUAUUGGCUCUUGGCCUGGUAUAGAUGCAUCCAGCGCUUGGAACAGCACUUAUAUUCUCCCAAACCUCGUUUCUGGCAAGCCGUACAUAUUCACCGUUGUCAUUGAUAAUAAUGGUCUGGAUGAGAAUUGGGUUGUUGGCCCAGAUGAGAUGAAAGAUCCUCGUGGAAUUCUGAACUAUUCUCUAGACGGACAUUCACAGAGUGAUAUCUCCUGGAAACUCACCGGAAAUCUGGGAGGCGAGGCAUAUAUUGACAAAGUCCGCGGCCCUCUGAAUGAAGGCGGACUAUAUGCCGAACGUCAAGGAUGGACGCAACCUUAUCCUCCCAAUCAUAAUUGGGUGUCUGGGUCUCCCGAAACAGGUAUCAGUACCGCUGGUGUUGCCUUCUACCAAGCGGAUUUCUCGCUUGAUCUUCCCAACAACUAUGAUAUUCCCUUGACGUUUGACUUCGGAAACACAACUAUUAAUGGUGCCACCGCGGAUUAUAGAGCCCAACUUUGGGUUAACGGGUACCAGUUCGGGAAGUAUACCAAUAAUGUUGGACCGCAGUCUUCGUUCCCAGUCCCGCAAGGUAUUCUCGACUAUCAUGGGCAGAAUUGGCUAGCUAUUGAGCUUUGGGCCCAACAGGCCAGCGGGGCUCAUUUAACCAAUUUCAGCUUGGGUACUGGUACUGUGGCAUGGACUUCGAUGCCAAGGCCAGCGAUGGCACCUAUUCCAAGCUACAGCAAGAGACCAGGUGCAUACUGAGACAUCAUUGCUUGACAUAUUCUUCUCAAAUGGGUAUUC